Messenger RNA from Puma concolor (puma), 751 nucleotides. It is a transcript of the gene LYPD1, whose product is annotated as LY6/PLAUR domain containing 1. NCBI's taxonomy places the organism in Eukaryota, Metazoa, Chordata, Mammalia, Carnivora, Felidae. Gene Ontology annotation, biological process: acetylcholine receptor signaling pathway. The record is from RefSeq and is a predicted model, not a curated record. Gene Ontology annotation, molecular function: acetylcholine receptor inhibitor activity.
UGGCGGCGGCGGUGGCCUCGGCGGCAGGAGCGCGGGCCCCAGCAGCCUCGGCAGCCACAGCCGUUGCGGCCCGGGCCGCCUCCGCCGCGGUCGCCGCCUCUGCUGCGCCUGCCCUCUCCCGGUUCCGCGGCUCCGGGAGGAUGUGGGUCCUCGGCAUCGCGGCAACUUUUUGCGGAUUGUUCUUGCUUCAAGGCUUUGCGCUGCAAAUCCAGUGUUACCAAUGUGAAGAAUUCCAGCUGAACAACGACUGCUCCUCCCCUGAGUUUAUAGUGAAUUGCACGGUGAAUGUUCAAGACAUGUGUCAGAAAGAAGUGAUGGAGCAAAGUGCGGGGAUCAUGUACCGCAAGUCGUGUGCCUCCUCAGCAGCCUGCCUCAUCGCCUCCGCUGGGUACCAAUCCUUCUGCUCCCCUGGGAAACUGAACUCAGUGUGCAUCAGCUGCUGCAACACCCCACUUUGCAAUGGGCCCCGGCCCAAGAAACGGAGCAGUUCUGCCUUGGCCCUGCGGCCGGGGCUCCCCACCACCAUCCUGCUCCUGAAACUCGCCCUCCUCUUGGCUCACUGCUGAAGUUGGAGAUGCUCAUCCCUCCUGCAUUGUCCUUCAGGCCCUUGUUCCCCCUGCUCCCCAAGAUUCUCCUGGGUGUCCUUUUUUUGUGGGUUGGGAGGGAGCGUAUUCUCUUUCUUUCAGUUCCUUUGCAAAUCAAAGAGCUCGGUGUCAGUUUUUGUAAGCUCUGAAUAAAUUCAGUCUGACUU